Molecule: messenger RNA, 5694 nt
Organism: Vigna umbellata (rice bean)
Lineage: Eukaryota; Viridiplantae; Streptophyta; Magnoliopsida; Fabales; Fabaceae
Source: RefSeq, a predicted model, not a curated record
CAUGGUCAAACCUAAUUAGUUGAAUUUGUUUUCUUCAGGUGAGGUAUGGAAGGGUUAUGGAAUUCCUUGCUUAACCAAAGUUGCUUAAAACCCUUUGGUUUCACUCCAAGACUUGGUUAUACUUUCCCAGUGGUUACAACUAGAACUGGGAGUUUAAAUCGAAAACCUGAAUCCUGCACCCUGAGAAGUAACUGCACACAAUUGGGUAGAGACACUGGCGCUAGUUCCCAGAGGGUUGGAGUUGAUGCACUGGAUAAUGGUGGUGAUGGAGAGGAAUCUAAUGUGGAGUGGGAAUCUGAGUUUCUUGGGGAAGUUGAUCCGUUGGGUUACCGGGCUCCCUCUAAAAAAAGGGAAAAAGUGCAGAGGUCAAAGUUGCUUGAAGAAACUGAUGAAAUGGAUUGGUGUGUGAGGGCGAGAAAGAAGGCCCUGAAAUCAAUUGAAGCAAGGGGCAUGAGUCAUCUGAUUGAAGAUUUGGUUACUGUUAAGAAGAAAAAGAAGGACAAGAAGAAGUUGGAAAGCAAGAAGAAAAUAAUAGUAAAGAAAAUUGAGAAUAUAGAAGAUCUUGACUUUAGCUUAGAGGACGAGUUCCCACAGCCUAUCAAUCCUCUGAAUGAUGUUGACGAUCUGAAAAGGAGAGUGAGUAUGUUUUCCAAUGGAGUGUUUAUAGAAAAGAAGGAAAAAACAAAGGAAGAAUUUGUCAAUAGGCUUUCUCAAUUCUCUGGGCCAUCUGAUCAUAGAAAAGAAGUCAAUUUGAACAAAGCAAUCACUGAAGCACAGACUGCAGAUGAUGUUUUAGAGAUAACUUAUGAAACAAUUGUUGCAGUUGCAAAAGGCCUAAGCCCUUCUCCUCUGUCCCCCUUGAACAUUGCCACCGCUCUUCAUCGCAUUGCUAAGAAUAUGGAGAAGGUUACUAUGACGAGAACUCGAAGAUUGGCUUUUGCUCGACAAAAAGAGAUGUCUAUGCUUGUUAGUGUUGCGAUGACAGCCUUACCUGAGUGCUCUGCACAAGGAAUCUCGAACAUAUCUUGGGCACUGUCCAAAAUUGGAGGUGAACUGCUUUAUCUUUCAGAAAUGGAUAGAAUUGCAGAGGUUGCACUGACCAAGGUUGGGGAUUUCAACUCCCAAAACAUUGCUAAUAUAGCAGGUGCAUUUGCUGCAAUGCAGCAUUCUGCCCCUGAUCUUUUCUCAGAGUUGUCGAAAAGGGCUUCAAUCAUAAUUCACACUUUUCAAGAACAAGAGCUAGCUCAACUUUUAUGGGCUUUUGCUUCGCUAUAUGAGCCAGCUGACCUUGUAUUUGAUUCUUUAGACAUAGUCUUCAAAGAUAGUUGCCAAUUGAGAGGUUGCACAAGUGAAAAGACAUCAAGUAAUGAUGAACAAAUCAGUGUUGACAGAACUGGUGCCUUAAAUGGAUCUCUGAGCUCUCCCGUACUCACUUUAACGAGGGACCAGCUUGGGACAAUAGCUUGGUCCUAUGCUGUCUUUGGACAAAUGGACAGGAGUUUCUUCUCUCAUGUCUGGAAAACUCUCCGCAAUUAUGAGGAGCAAAGGGUUUCCGAGUUUUACAGGGAGGAUAUCAUGUUUGCUUCUCAAGUUCAUCUUGUAAACCAGUGCUUGAAGCUUGAAUUCCCACAUCUUCAGUUGUCCUUAUGUGGUGAGUUUGAGGAGAAAGUUGCCCUUGCUGGAAAAACUAAAAGGUUUAAUCAGAAAAUAACUUCAUCGUUUCAAAAAGAGGUUGGACGCCUACUCAUAAGCACUGGCCUUGAAUGGGUCAAAGAAUAUGUUGUGGAUGGUUACACUUUGGAUGCUGUGCUUGUUGAUAAGAAGCUUGCUUUGGAGAUUGAUGGUCCAACUCAUUUCUCGAGAAAUACUGGUGUUCCAUUAGGACAUACCAUGUUAAAACGUCGAUACAUCACUGCUUGUGGUUGGAAAGUCGCUUCUGUAUCCCAUCUGGAGUGGGAGGAAACUCAAGGGGCGUUUGAACAAGUAGAGUACCUUAGGAACAUCCUAAAAAAUCAUCUAGAUGAGGGAUACGCCGAAACUACUCUGACUGGGGAAAAGUGAUUGGCCAAUGCUGCUUGUCAAGUGUAAGGAGAUAUCAGAUAUGUAUUUUUUACCAAGCUCCUCUGAUAAAUUUUAGUAAAGGGGGUUGUAUAUUUCUUAGAAAUAUUUCAUUUCAAAAGCAUAAAUUCCAUUUCUCCCCAUUUUGUUUUGCACUAAAAUCACUCUAGUCUCUAAGUUCAACACCAAAAUGAAUUUGCUUCAUAAUAUUACACAAGAUCCAAUUUGACAAUUGACAAUUCUUAAUCAAUUUGCUAUUCAAGUUAAAAUUGCCUGUAAUUUGGACCCUAAUAUUACCAAUUACCAAAUUAAUCUAUUUCGUGUAUUUAGUCCUUUGGCAACAAAGGAUAGCUAGACCAUUGUGUUCAUUGCAAUUUUAUAGAGAUAAUUAAAUAUUAGACGAGAAUAUGUAAUCAAGAAGAGUACCAGUGGUAGAAUAGAACCCUGACACGGUUUAGAUUCAGAUUCGUUUCCUGUCUGGUGCACAUUCAAAAGAGCUUUGAUGAAAAAUUCUGUCCAAUUUGUGGGUCAAUUGUUGGUCAUCGCACUCAGGUCAAUGAAGAUAAUGUUUCUGAGCUCUCUUAUUUUUUUUUUUCUUGAGUUGUCUUUUUUUCACGCACACAACUCUGACAAUAUCUCAGGUCACAGUCAAAAGAUAAUCCAUGUUUCUGGAGUGCAACUUCUCCUUACCAAACACUAUUUUAACAUUGCAGAAAUCUGUCAUAAGACCAUCUUUUAUUUUGUCUGGAUAUUGCUUGAGAUUUUCCAUGAUUAAACAUAUUUUCUAGCAGGCAUUAUUUCUUUACUUGGUGGGGGAUAUAAUUGUUGUCAUCAUGACACAAUGGUGCCUACCAAAUUCCAGAACACAAGCAUACAUUACUUUCAAUUUUGUUAUAGCUUGAAGCAUGGGAGGAAAGGAUUGGCUUUGAAUUAACCCUUUAACUUCGUUUACGUUUAAGCCUAAGUAAAAUUAGUUCCAUAGUUUGAUUGGGUUAAAGAAGAAUAUAAAAGAAGUGAAAAAUAUUAUUUCAGAGUGGUUAUUAAGAAACAAAGGAAGAAGCGACUUAAAGUUUUUGCUUAAAUAUAUUUAGUACCUUAAAUUUGGGACAAUUUUUAUUUCAGUCCCUCAAUUUAAAUUUUGUAGUUUUUAGACCCUCUAUUGGAAAAAUGUUAUUUUUGGUUCUUUUUAGUCUUUCAAACUCAUUUGGGAUGACUAAAGACAGUAUUUCGUGAAUUUGAAAUACUAAAAUCGGCAAAUUUUAAAUUAGGGAACAGAAACUAAAACUAGUCUAAAUUUGUGAGAUUAAAACUAGGAUUUUAUUAGUUUUGGGUACCUUCAAAAUUAAUUUGUUUUGAAAUUGGCACCAUAAAAAAUUAUUUAGUAUUUUUUAUACUUAACAUUUAAUAGAUAUAUAAAUUUGAUUUUUUAGUAACUUUAUGUAAUCAUCCAAAAUAAUUAUUUGCAAGUAUGUUGGUUUUUGGAGUUCAAGAUUGCCAUGUUAACACCAUUUAUUCAAAAUACCUAGAAAAAUUACUAUCUAAACCGACUUUAUUUUGUUAACACCUCCCUACUAAUGGUUUUAUUUUAGUCCUUUAUCUAUUGUAAUAUAUGUUAGUCUAUCGUUAGACACAGUCAGAGGGCUUGCACAAUGACAAUGCCUAGCCAUGCUCAUAACAUGACCUACUCGUAUCUACUAAAAUCUACACUCAUCUGCAUUACCAUUGUUGUUUCUCUUGGCUCUUCCAUUUGCUUCAUUUUGCGACUAUGAGCUUAGAUUACAACUAAGGUAAGAACUGGAUCUCUCCAUUUUUGUAUUUGUAUUAUGUUAUUAUAUUUUUCUUCAAUAUUUUAUCACGUUCUCUUGUUUUGUAACUACUGAGUGAAUCGGUUUAGUAUUGGUCCUUCAUAUUAUUUUCCCCGUCAAUUUUCCUUCUUCCAUGGACCGUUGGACUGCCAAUCUAUUCCACCCCUGAUGGAAAACCUGCAGUCGCUCUCACUUUCUCACGUGCCAAUGCUCUCACCCAUGUAGGUUCUAUUCCUUCAGCUCUCAAGUAAAGCUUCUGCCUACUGAAUUUUUUUCGUUGAUGUUAUUUUGUUUUUUUUUUUUUUUUUUUUCUUUUUUCUGUUCUGUUGGAUGCUCUACCCAUGCACUAGAAGCAGCGCCAUCUUACCAAAUUCCGAACUUUAUUGUUGCUUUUAAUUAUAUUCUUUCAAUUUCAAUAACGCACGUGAAUUCAUUGAAACCUGAUCAUGAACACCGUUUCAUGAAGUGGGCUCAUUCAGUUUCGAUGCAAUGCUAAGAAACUGAAUCUGCUGUGUUUUUAUUCGUAUUCUGAUAUUUCAAUUAAAUUUUUAUGGUGUUUAAUAAAAUAGGUAAUUUGGGAGGUGGUUACAUUUGUGAAUUUAAACGUAAUAUCUGAUAUUGAUAUAUGGUUCUGGCCUGGGUCUUGCAUAAUAUAUCCCCUUCUCUGUGCUGAUAAUGGGUAAAAAGCUAAAAAGGAACCAAAGUUUGCUAUUGUGAAAAAGGUUGUCACUUCCAGGAAAAUCUAUAGGUUAGGUUUUUCUUUCUCUCGCCGAAUGCUGAUUCCUUCAUUGUUCUUGGUUUUGUUCUAUUAUCAAUUCUUGAAAUCCUAUCUAAUUCAGCUACAAAGAAGAGGUUUUGAACUCAAGAAAAAUCUUAUGAAGGAAAAGUUACCCAGAGACAAAUAAGGUUCGAUUCUCACUCCUUGCCUCCCCUUUUAAUUGGUUCUGAAUUUAUUGCUUUCUCCCUUUCUCCGUUGGUUUGAAUUUGUAUUAUUUAGUCCUAGUCAUUCUGCGGCAACUUGCGUACCGGAUUUUGCUGGAUACCAAUUUCUAAAUCCAGAUUAGAAUUCCUGGUGUUCCAAUAAUGUUCAUUGCUAAAUACAGAUGCUCUAUUGAGAACCAACAAUUGGUGGUGGAAAGUUCUAUCAUGCAUCAAUUGCAAGAAGACUUUUUGUGAUCACACAAUGGUACUGACUUUAGUAAGUUCCCUUUUAAUUUGGAUGCACAUGCCAACAAACAAAUGUGUCAUAAUAACUCUUUCGAAAAGAAGGAAUAUAUAUAUAUAUAUAUAUAUUCUCUUUUAGAUGUAAUUUAGUUUCAAGAUCCUCAUAAAUUAUAUAUUUUUAAUUGAGUUAUUAUUAUUAUUAUGGUAAUUUAAAUAUUAAAUUUUGGUAUAUUUUAGUUACAAAAUAAAUCAGUAAAUCCUAAAUCAUCCAUUGGGGUUCCAUAUUUAAUCACAUCUUACAUGCACAAAUCCCAAACUAAAUACCAAAACUUUUAUUAACAAAAUUUACAAUAAUCUCAUUCUCAAACAAAAGAACACAAUUUUGUUAAUAGGAUCUAAAAGAUAGAAUUACAUAAUAAAUCAUUAUACAAUAAAUAUUGUAGCAUUUGAAAGCAAUUAAUCACUUGUUUUGGAUGCUCAUACCCCUUAAAACAUUUAUGGUAUAAUUAUAGUGUGACUCUUGUCUCUUUACUCAUCAUUCUUAUAAACAUUUACAUAUGACACAUUUUCAUUCAUUCUCUUAUCCCGAACCAAGAUAUGGAACACUCCCAUAUGGUUAAUCUGGUUUCCCUUAUGAUUUACUUAAAAGGCAAGAAAUUGAACAAUC